ACCCCGUUCUUUACGGAAAUAGGUGAGGGGAAGGUGGACCGCAAAGGGAAGAUGGAUCGCGGGCUGCAUACGUUUUGGAUUUCUGUUCUCCCGAACAAAGAGCCAGGCCGGACUCAGACUACGCAAGCAUCUUCCCUCCAGUCUGAUGUAUGGUCCGCCAGACCAACCCAUUUCUCCACGUGUCCGAACAUGUGGUCGGACGCUCGGCUUGUGAAUACCGCCGGUUGGCAUACACGGAGGAGGUACAACCGCUUCCUAGACGACAGCACCGCGACACGGACGUCGCCAGGACACUAUCCACAAACAACGAACAACCUACCGGUACGUUUUCGGACUCUAACAGCAAGGAGGGAGUAAACUCGAUCGGGAGGAACUUCGUGAGGUACAAGUAG
Molecule: messenger RNA, 392 nt
Organism: Ectocarpus sp. CCAP 1310/34
Lineage: Eukaryota; Phaeophyceae; Ectocarpales; Ectocarpaceae
Source: the annotation of a GenBank genome assembly